UAAAUCCAGAUCUGCUCUGUAGACAUGGAAAAGAUUUUUAAAAUUUUACUGUUUAUAAUAUCUCACGCAGCAAUUCCAUGUCUUGGACAGGCGGGUGGAGGGGAUGAGGCAAAGACUCUUGUCGCUAACUUGUUUUCAAGUUAUAGUACAGUGGUCCGACCAAACAAGGAUUAUACGAAACCGAUGAACGUUGAUCUAGACAUGAUCCUUGUUGGUAUUAAUGGUUUAGAUGAAGUUGAGGGUAAAUUGAUAACAACUGGUUACCUGUCCGUUAGAUGGACCGACGAAUAUUUAGUGUGGGACACUGGUGAUGUCAUGCAACUGUACAUUCCUCAAGAUAGAAUAUGGAAACCAGAUUUGACACUUAAAAACGGCUUUACAAAAUUGACCACACUUGGGUCCGAUUUUAUCCUAGUUCAGAUUAUGCAAAUGGGACUUGUUUGGUGGCAGCCGUUCGAGGUUUUUGAAUCCAAAUGUUCUAUUGACAUUACACACUUUCCUUUUGAUCAACAAACGUGCGACCUUGUUUUUGUUGUCUGGUCAUACUUCAUAGAUGACGUGAAUGUUACAAAAGGUGCGGAUGGAAUCGAAACAGAAGAUUUGGAAGAAAAUGCAGAAUGGAGCAUAGUUUCAACUUCCGCAAAGGAGGAUAAAGAAGGAACAGAGUCAAAGGUCACAUUUACACUUACAAUACAACGGAGCUCUGGGUAUUAUAUUUUCAACAUAAUUAUCCCCGUUAUAUUUCUCGGACUACUAAAUGUGUUUACAUAUGUCCUCCCAGCGGACAGUGGUGAAAAGAUGAGUUACGCAAUGACAGUUUUCUUAUCAUUUGCCGUUUUUCUGACAAUCGUAAGUUCAGAAUUACCCAAGUCGUCAGGAUCCUAUUUCGGAUAUUAUUUAAUGGUCUUAUUAAGUUUUGGUGUGAUAACAGUUUGUGUUACAGCACUUGAGCUCCGCCUGCAUCACAGUCAGCGCAAGGUGCCAAGUUGGAUAGAAAGGGUGAUGCGAUGUACAUGUUGCUGUUGCGAAGACAAUCGCGUCGAUGAUUUGGGAAACACCAAGAGGAAGAAAGACGUGUCCUGGUCAGAUUUUACCGCUUUUGUAGACUUUUUAAUGUUUUGGAUUUUGUUUAUAUCAUUCAUAGUUUUAACUGUUAUUGUAAUGAUUAUUUUGAAACUAAGGGUGAAAAUGUGAUUUUGAUUUGUUAUUUCUAAGUAUUUAGUCUGUCUGCUUCACACAUGUAGACUAAGAGAGAGUUACAAAAAAGAAAGUUGUUUCAUGGGCUCCAAGAUUUUCAAU
This is a messenger RNA of Mytilus trossulus (common blue mussel), 1299 nucleotides long. Its product is annotated as acetylcholine receptor subunit alpha-like. Gene Ontology annotation, cellular component: synapse; neuron projection; plasma membrane. The coding region runs from base 25 to 1194 and encodes 389 amino acids. Gene Ontology annotation, molecular function: excitatory extracellular ligand-gated monoatomic ion channel activity; transmitter-gated monoatomic ion channel activity involved in regulation of postsynaptic membrane potential; transmembrane signaling receptor activity. Gene Ontology annotation, biological process: nervous system process; chemical synaptic transmission; signal transduction. The transcript has a single exon. NCBI's taxonomy places the organism in Eukaryota, Metazoa, Mollusca, Bivalvia, Mytilida, Mytilidae. The record is from RefSeq and is a predicted model, not a curated record.